UUUGACCAUUCAAGCACACCCUGAGGUGAUUGUCUGCUUCUUCGUUUUCACAUUCUAGCAUUCAACCCGCUCUGCCUUUGGCUCACUCCCCUGUACACAUACAUCCACGUAUAUUCAGGUCUGUCGGGGCCAUUUUCCUCAUCAAUAACACUCUUUAAAACCCUAUUAUUGGAAAAACAAAGCAACAAACCGAAGUAUAAGCAGAGUACCCUCUGAGCAUUUUCAGCACUUUUGCUUUAACAUCACAUCGAUUUGUAAUCAUGGCGAGAAAGAUGCUAAUUGAUGGGGAGGUAGGCAAUUCUACUGAAGAAGAGGCUCACUAUGACUUUGAUUUGUUUGUGAUUGGGGCUGGAAGUGGAGGUGUCCGGGCUGCUCGUUUUUCCUCUCAGUAUGGAGCUAAGAAGGUUGGGAUUUGCGAGCUUCCUUUUCAUCCAAUCAGUUCAGAAGUCAUAGGAGGAGUUGGUGGAACAUGUGUCAUACGUGGUUGUGUUCCUAAAAAGAUUUUGGUGUAUGGGGCUUCCUUUGGGCCUGAACUUGAGGAUGCCAGGAAUUAUGGGUGGGAAGUAAAUGAGAAGAUUGAUUUCAAUUGGAAGAAACUUUUGCAAAAGAAGACAGAGGAAAUAGUCCGGCUAAAUGGAAUCUACAAGCGAUUACUUUCAAAUGCAGGGGUUAAACUCUUUGAAGGAGAGGGGAAGGUAGUUGGUCCCAAUGACGUAGAAGUGACACAACUGGAUGGCACUAAAUUGUGCUAUUCAGCAAAGCACAUAUUGAUUGCAACUGGCAGUAGGGCUCAACGUCCACCUAUUCCUGGACAGGAGUUGGCUAUAACUUCUGAUGAGGCUUUGAGCUUGGAUGAGUUACCCAAGCAUGUUGUCAUACUUGGUGGAGGGUACAUUGCUGUUGAGUUUGCUUCUAUAUGGCGUGGAAUGGGUGCCACAGUGGAUCUAUGCUUCAGAAAGGAACUUCCAUUGAGAGGUUUUGAUGACGAAAUGAGAACACUGGUUGCAAGAAACCUGGAAGGCAGGGGAAUUAAUUUGCACCCACGGACAUCCUUGACAGAGCUGGUUAAAACAGAAGAUGGCAUAAAAGCUGUCACUGACCAUGGUGAAGAAUUGGUGGCUGAUGUUGUACUAUUUGCCACUGGUCGGGCUCCUAACACAAAGAGGCUAAAUUUGGAUGCUGUAGGUGUUGAGCUUGACAGGGCAGGAGCUGUGAAGGUUGACGAGUACUCACGCACCAGCAUACCUAGCAUAUGGGCCAUUGGUGAUGUUACAAAUCGCAUAAAUCUCACUCCUGUGGCCUUAAUGGAAGGGACCUGUUUCGCAAAAACUGUUUUUGGUGGAGAGCCUAGCAAACCGGACUAUAGUAACGUACCUUGUGCCGUGUUCUGCAUACCACCUCUUUCUGUAGUUGGACUAAGCGAAGAAGAGGCUAUAGCGCAAGCAAAGGGUGAUAUCUUGGUUUUUACAUCAACAUUUAAUCCUAUGAAGAACACCAUUUCAGGACGGCAAGAGAAGACGGGUAUGAAGCUUAUUGUUGAUGCUGAAACGGAUAAAGUUCUUGGUGCAUCCAUGUGUGGGCCAGAUGCAGCUGAGAUUAUGCAGGGUAUUGGCAUUGCACUCAAGUGUGGAGCAACCAAAGCACAAUUUGAUAGCACGGUGGGUAUUCACCCUUCUGCUGCAGAAGAAUUUGUGACAAUGAGGUCAGUGACAAGGCGUAUCGCUGCUAGUAAACCAAAGACAAACCUCUAA
This is a messenger RNA of Ilex paraguariensis (yerba mate), 1751 nucleotides long. The record is from the annotation of a GenBank genome assembly. NCBI's taxonomy places the organism in Eukaryota, Viridiplantae, Streptophyta, Magnoliopsida, Aquifoliales, Aquifoliaceae.